AUGGCAGUACGACUUAGGGCUUGGGCCUUGCUUGUCAUAGCUACCUCUAUCCCUGGCACCAUCGCAGACCAAAUCCCGACUCAAACUGCGACAGUCGUGGUUACUACGACCCCAGUCAUCCAGCCCUCAGCCACGGGUAGCCACCUCUCCAUCCGUGACUCGGUUUCGUCGGAUCCCUCCUGUCCGGAUGGCUGGCUGUGUGAUCCCACCUCCUGUUCCAUGAACUGUGCGGCAGGCACUGAGUGCCAGAGUUUUGAGGGGGUACAAUUCUGCACGACGACCAACUGGAGGUACUGCGCUGCCGAAAGCCUGGGCAGCGGUUCGUGGGCACUGUAUGGGGUGAACUCCGUGACUUCGAUUUGCUGCCAUGGUAAUGCCUAUCCUGCUGGGACACAAUGCUGUAGCUGGCCGGGUGUUGAAUCUUCUGCUACCUCUGCUGUUACCUCUGCUGUUACUUCUGCUGCUCCCUCAAUUUCCUCUUCCUCUGCCUCCUCCUCAUCCUCCUCUUCACCAGCUACCUCAUCCAACCCCCCCACCCCCACCCUCACCCCCCAACUCGACACCUUCACAUUCAACGGCUGCUAUGCUGACUCCGCCGACGCCCGCCUCCUCGUCGCCGACUCCAGCGAAGACGGGAGCGCCGACGGCAUGACCGUUGAAAAAUGCAUAGCCCUCGCCCAAGCCAGCUACUGGCGCUACGCCGGCGUCGAAUUCGGGAGCCAAUGCUUCGUCGGAAACACCCUCCACGGCCCGGACCAAUACGCCACGGGCGACUGCAACACCCCGUGUGCGGGCAACCCCACGGAGCUCUGCGGCGACGGCGGCCGCAUCCAGGUCUACGAGGAUGCGUCCUGGAGCAGUCCCACCCUCGCCGAGCUGGCGGACGCGGUGCAGCAAUACAAUGCCACUGUUGCAGAUGCACGCCAGGUCAUUGCGGACUAUAAGGCUCACAUGGAUGAGCUCGCGGCGUAUCUUUCGUCGACGUCGACGACGAGAAAGCGAGAUGCAGCGACGCUGAAUGAGUUUGAGAUGACAUUGAUGGGGGAUCAGAGGAAGAUUGAGGAGGCGCAGGCUAAUACCGCGAGGACUCAAGCGCUGGGGGAUCGGAGGCUAACGAUUGGGAGACAGCUGGAUACGUUUGGAACGGAGACGGUCCCCGAAACGGUCUUCGAGGAGUGGGGUAUCACCGCGUCCAACAUGGCCCGGCUGCUGGGGAACGUGUGGACCACAGUCAAAGGUGCCGUGGCCAAACUCCGGGAUGCUGCCGCGAAUAAUGCACAACCCGAGGUUGAUGCUGUGGCUGCUGCGGCCGAAGCCGAGACGGCGCUCGACCUCAUCGGUGUCGGCGCGACUCUCACUGUCGCGAGUGGAUUCUUCCUAGCCCUGGCGACCAUCUGGGAAUUUUUCCACGGCUCCGGCAGCAGCGGCGGCGGCACAGGCCCCGACACCGGCGCCUCGACCACCCUCGCGCCUACCACCCUCGCCACCGCAACCACCACCCCCUCCGCAACCAGCACGACCUCCUGCACCGCGACAGCGACGUCGACGCCUAUCGGCCUGCUCGCCAAACCGGGCGUCAGCGCGGCUGAUUUCAGCGCAUUGGUGGCCCGUCUCCCCGUGAAUCCGGAUAGUAUCCUGCUGACGGAUGCCUGGCAACCGAAUUUUCUGUACGUGGGCGCAGUGGAUGAAUGUACGAUCGAGACGCUGAACAGCAAUGAGCUGGUGGAGAGCUGGACGGUGGCGUCGGGCUCGCAGCCGCUGUUUGCGUUCAAUUCCGGGGCGAUUCCGGCUUGUGAGGUUUAG
Molecule: messenger RNA, 1803 nt
Organism: Aspergillus fijiensis CBS 313.89
Lineage: Eukaryota; Fungi; Ascomycota; Eurotiomycetes; Eurotiales; Aspergillaceae
Product: WSC domain-containing protein
Exons: 9
Coding region: 1-1803 (600 amino acids)
Cellular component (GO): plasma membrane
Source: RefSeq, a predicted model, not a curated record